AUGAAUUUGUGGUUCGGAAUAAUUUGGCUAUUUGCCCAAGGAAUUUAUGGAAAAACACUCUCAGGUGUUUUUACAUCUUUAGCUCCAAUUACUUUCACCAAUUCCGGGGGUUAUCCUGAAAAUAUCCCAACAUCAGUUCUGUGGUAUGCAUCACUCACAUGGUCCAUUGAUGGAAGUACUAUGAGCCCAGGAGAUACUUUCACCUUGAAUAUGCCCUUUGUUUAUAUCAUCGCCGCUUCAGGUGCAAAAAGUAUCGAUUUGAAAGCUGGGGGUACUUCAUACGCAACUUGUACUUUUUUUUCCGGUGGUUCAUUAGUUAACUAUAGUGAGCUUCGAUGUGUAAUUAACAGUUCAAUGACAAGUGAGUCUUUGGCAAAUGGAUACAUCUUAGUACCAUUUUAUUUUGAUGAUGGAUGGGGUCAUGAAGCAAAUGAUAUUGUAGCUGCUAACGAAUUUGUUGCCGGUCAAAAUACUGUUGUAUGGUCAGACGGAACUAAAAAAUUAACCUCCACUGUCACCUUCGAUGCCGGGCUUUCUGUUGCACAAAAUACAAUCAAUCUACCAGCAAGAAGUAUCGUAUACUACGCAAAACCGAACUCAAUUAAGCAACAUAAACACUAUUUGCUCGGCGGAAGUUGUAAAAAAUAUGGAAUUACAAGUGGUACAAUUGGAAUGACUUUUGAAUCAAGUACUAUCGACUGUUCUACUGUGUACGUGGGUAUCACAAACGAUUUAAAUGAUUGGUAUUAUGUCAAGUCAUAUGAAGAUAUAUCUGUUACUGGACAGUGCACGGGCCUGUCCUACAUUGUAACAUAUAAAAAUAUUCCCGCUGGCUAUAGAGUGUUCAUGGAUCUCACAACAGAUUUGUACGGCACUGUGAAGUACACAAACACAUAUACAUGUUCCAAUUCAAAUACUAAAACUGACAAUUCAUUAACAGUAACUUGGGGUAAACCUACUGGUGGAAUUACGGCAGGGGACGGUGUAGUAGUUAGUGUUGUUACAAAGACCUCAACUGGAAGUUUGACGCAAGUAACUACAUAUCCGCACCCUGAAACAGGUACUUAUACCAAAACGAUCGGGAUUAUUGUGCCGGUUCCAACAGUUACAAAAACUUUGACAGGAACUGGUAGCACCACAUCGUAUAAGACUAUUCCGGGAACUCCAGGUCAAACAGGAACAGUUGAAAUCUACACUCCACCACAUGCUACGACUGUCACUACCACAUGGACCGGAACUUUCACCUCUACUAGUACUGUCACUCCAACCAACCCUGAUGGAACUACUACUGUUGAGAUUUACACUCCUCCACAUGCUACGACUGUCACUACCCCAUGGACUGGAACUUUCACCUCUACUAGUACUGUCACUCCAACCAACCCUGAUGGAACCACUACUGUUGAGAUCUACACUCCUCCUAACUUGACCACUGUCACCACUCCAUGGACCGGAACUUUCACCUCUACUAGUACUGUCACUCCAACCAACCCUGAUGGAACUACUACUGUUGAGAUUUACACUCCUCCACAUGCUACGACUGUCACUACCCCAUGGACUGGAACUUUCACCUCUACUAGUACUGUCACUCCAACCAACCCUGAUGGAACCACUACUGUUGAGAUCUACACUCCUCCUAACUUGACCACUGUCACCACUCCAUGGACCGGAACUUUCACCUCUACUCAUACUGUCACUCCAACCAACCCUGAUGGAACCACUACUGUUGAGAUCUACACUCCUCCUAACUUGACCACUGUCACCACUCCAUGGACCGGAACUUUCACGUCUACUCAUACUGUCACUCCAACCAACCCUGAUGGAACCACUACUGUUGAGAUUUACACUCCUCCACAUGCUACGACUGUCACUACCCCAUGGACCGGAACUUUCACCUCUACUAGUACUGUCACUCCAACCAACCCUGAUGGAACCACUACUGUUGAGAUUUACACUCCUCCACAUGCUACGACUGUCACUACCACAUGGACCGGAACUUUCACCUCUACUAGUACUGUCACUCCAACCAACCCUGAUGGAACUACUACUGUUGAGAUUUACACUCCUCCACAUGCUACGACUGUCACUACCCCAUGGACUGGAACUUUCACCUCUACUAGUACUGUCACUCCAACCAACCCUGAUGGAACCACUACUGUUGAGAUCUACACUCCUCCUAACUUGACCACUGUCACCACUCCAUGGACCGGAACUUUCACGUCUACUUAUACUGUCACUCCAACCAACCCUGAUGGAACCACUACUGUUGAGAUCUACACUCCACCUAACUUGACCACUGUCACCACUCCAUGGACCGGAACUUUCACGUCUACUCAUACUGUCACUCCAACCAACCCUGAUGGAACCACUACUGUUGAGAUUUACACUCCUCCACAUGCUACGACUGUCACUACCCCAUGGACCGGAACUUUCACCUCUACUAGUACUGUCACUCCAACCAACCCUGAUGGAACCACUACUGUUGAGAUUUACACUCCUCCACAUGCUACGACUGUCACUACCCCAUGGACCGGAACUUUCACCUCUACUAGUACUGUCACUCCAACCAACCCUGAUGGAACCACUACUGUUGAGAUCUACACUCCUCCUAACUUGACCACUGUCACCACUCCAUGGACCGGAACUUUCACCUCUACUCAUACUGUCACUCCAACCAACCCUGAUGGAACCACUACUGUUGAGAUCUACACUCCUCCUAACUUGACCACUGUCACCACUCCAUGGACCGGAACUUUCACGUCUACUUAUACUGUCACUCCAACCAACCCUGAUGGAACCACUACUGUUGAGAUCUACACUCCACCUAACUUGACCACUGUCACCACUCCAUGGACCGGAACUUUCACGUCUACUCAUACUGUCACUCCAACCAACCCUGAUGGAACCACUACUGUUGAGAUUUACACUCCUCCACAUGCUACGACUGUCACUACCCCAUGGACCGGAACUUUCACCUCUACUAGUACUGUCACUCCAACCAACCCUGAUGGAACCACUACUGUUGAGAUUUACACUCCUCCACAUGCUACGACUGUCACUACCCCAUGGACUGGAACUUUCACCUCUACUAGUACUGUCACUCCAACCAACCCUGAUGGAACCACUACUGUUGAGAUCUACACUCCUCCUAACUUGACCACUGUCACCACUCCAUGGACCGGAACUUUCACGUCUACUUAUACUGUCACUCCAACCAACCCUGAUGGAACCACUACUGUUGAGAUUUACACUCCACCUAACUUGACCACUGUCACUACCCCAUGGACUGGAACUGUCACCUCUACUAGUACUGUCACUCCAACCAACCCUGAUGGAACCACUACUGUUGAGAUUUACACUCCUCCACAUGCUACGACUGUCACUACCCCAUGGACCGGAACUUUCACCUCUACUAGUACUGUCACUCCAACCAACCCUGAUGGAACCACUACUGUUGAGAUUUACACUCCUCCACAUGCUACGACUGUCACUACCCCAUGGACUGGAACUUUCACCUCUACUAGUACUGUCACUCCAACCAACCCUGAUGGAACCACUACAGUUGAGAUCUACACUCCUCCUAACUUGACCACUGUCACCACUCCAUGGACCGGAACUUUCACCUCUACUCAUACUGUCACUCCAACCAACCCUGAUGGAACCACUACUGUUGAGAUCUACACUCCUCCUAACUUGACCACUGUCACCACUCCAUGGACCGGAACUUUCACGUCUACUUAUACUGUCACUCCAACCAACCCUGAUGGAACCACUACUGUUGAGAUUUACACUCCACCUAACUUGACCACUGUCACUACCCCAUGGACUGGAACUGUCACCUCUACUAGUACUGUCACUCCAACCAACCCUGAUGGAACCACUACUGUUGAGAUUUACACUCCUCCACAUGCUACGACUGUCACUACCCCAUGGACCGGAACUUUCACCUCUACUAGUACUGUCACUCCAACCAACCCUGAUGGAACCACUACUGUUGAGAUUUACACUCCUCCACAUGCUACGACUGUCACUACCCCAUGGACCGGAACUUUCACCUCUACUAGUACUGUCACUCCAACCAACCCUGAUGGAACCACUACUGUUGAGAUUUACACUCCUCCACAUGCUACGACUGUCACUACCCCAUGGACUGGAACUUUCACCUCUACUAGUACUGUCACUCCAACCAACCCUGAUGGAACCACUACUGUUGAGAUCUACACUCCUCCUAACUUGACCACUGUCACCACUCCAUGGACCGGAACUUUCACCUCUACUCAUACUGUCACUCCAACCAACCCUGAUGGAACCACUACUGUUGAGAUCUACACUCCUCCUAACUUGACCACUGUCACCACUCCAUGGACCGGAACUUUCACGUCUACUUAUACUGUCACUCCAACCAACCCUGAUGGAACCACUACUGUUGAGAUCUACACUCCACCUAACUUGACCACUGUCACCACUCCAUGGACCGGAACUUUCACGUCUACUCAUACUGUCACUCCAACCAACCCUGAUGGAACCACUACUGUUGAGAUCUACACUCCUCCUAACUUGACCACUGUCACCACUCCAUGGACCGGAACUUUCACGUCUACUUAUACUGUCACUCCAACCAACCCUGAUGGAACCACUACAGUUGAGAUCUACACUCCUCCUAACUUGACCACUGUCACCACUCCAUGGACCGGAACUUUCACCUCUACUAGUACUGUCACUCCAACCAACCCUGAUGGAACCACUACUGUUGAGAUCUACACUCCUCCUAACUUGACCACUGUCACUACCCCAUGGACUGGAACUUUCACCUCUACUAGUACUGUCACUCCAACCAACCCUGAUGGAACCACUACAGUUGAGAUCUACACUCCUCCUAACUUGACCACUGUCACCACUCCAUGGACCGGAACUUUCACCUCUACUCAUACUGUCACUCCAACCAACCCUGAUGGAACCACUACUGUUGAGAUCUACACUCCUCCACAUGCUACGACUGUCACUACCCCAUGGACCGGAACUUUCACCUCUACUCAUACUGUCACUCCAACCAACCCUGAUGGAACCACUACUGUUGAGAUUCUUACCCCUAGUGCAGUGAGCCUUUCAAUCUCCGGUUUGACUUCUCUGAACCCCGUACCCACGUUUACGUUUUCAUGGUCGAACUCGUCGUAUUCCAAUACUAAUUCUGAUGAGGUUCCAAGGGAUGGAAGCUCUCGCGUGACUGCCACAAUUGUUGUCAUUCCUUCAACCACAGAGUGGGAUUUGAUAACAAGUACUGUAAUUGAAUCUGGAUCGGUUACUGAUGUACACAGUACGUCGAAGGUGUAUGAGCUGCAAUCUAAUCCAUUAGCUUCUAGUUCUCCCACAAUGGACAACCAGGAUACUUCUUCACUGGAUAUUUCAUCGACUGUACUUGGAGGUACAUGCUCUACCUGUACUGUAUCACAGGAAUUUAUAUCCACAGUAACUGUUCCAUCUGUAACUGUUGUGACUGUUACAUCUUGUGCGGAUGAUAUUUGUACUGCAAUCCCAGUUACAACCGGUCAAUCGUUAGUUACCGUUACAAUUGACAAUGCUGUCAGUGUUCAUACCACUUACUUUCCGUUCUUUGAAGACACUUCCACCAAAUCACAACUAUCUAGUGUAACUGGUCAGAUUUCAGGUGAGCUAAUUUCAGAGCCAUCUUUCGUGUUGCCAACAUUAGCUACAUUUGGAACGAGUAGUACAUCCGGUUCCGCCAGCUCGACAGCUAUCCCUGUAAUCAACACUGGUGGCUCUAGGAAGUUUGAAUUCUCUAUUUAUUUGACAAUUCUUACCGCUAUUAUUUCUUGCUUAUUGAUUUAG
Messenger RNA from [Candida] anglica, 5844 nucleotides. The record is from the annotation of a GenBank genome assembly. NCBI's taxonomy places the organism in Eukaryota, Fungi, Ascomycota, Pichiomycetes, Serinales, Debaryomycetaceae.